Molecule: messenger RNA, 480 nt
Organism: Lasiosphaeria miniovina
Lineage: Eukaryota; Fungi; Ascomycota; Sordariomycetes; Sordariales; Lasiosphaeriaceae
Product: 60S ribosomal protein L21
Exons: 3
Coding region: 1-480 (159 amino acids)
Biological process (GO): translation
Cellular component (GO): cytosolic large ribosomal subunit; ribosome
Molecular function (GO): structural constituent of ribosome
Source: RefSeq, a predicted model, not a curated record
AUGGGUCACCCCGCAGGUCUCCGCGCUGGUACGAGAUAUGCUUUCUCUCGGAAUUUCCGGGAGAAGGGUAUGAUCCGUCUGUCUACCUACCUCAAGCAGUACAAGGUUGGCGACAUUGUCGAUAUCAAGGUGAACGGUGCCGUUCAGAAGGGUAUGGCCCACAAGGUCUACCACGGAAAGACCGGCGUUAUCUACAACGUCACCAAGUCCGCAGUCGGAAUCAUCAUCUACAAGAAGGUGAAGCAUAGAUACCUCGAGAAGCGCAUCAACGUCCGUAUCGAGCACAUCUCGCCCUCGCGGUCCCGGGACGACUUCCUUCGCCGCGUCAAGCAGAACGCCGAGUUGAAGAAGCAGGCAAAGGCCGGCGCCACGGUGCAACUCAAGAGACAACCCGCCAUGCCCCGGGACGCACGGACAAUCUCGUUCAAGGAGAACAAGCCCGAGACGGUGGCACCGAUUGCCUACGAGACCACAAUUUAA